This is a messenger RNA of Prionailurus viverrinus (fishing cat), 4406 nucleotides long. RefSeq names its product fibronectin type III and SPRY domain containing 2 (gene FSD2). NCBI's taxonomy places the organism in Eukaryota, Metazoa, Chordata, Mammalia, Carnivora, Felidae. Gene Ontology annotation, molecular function: protein binding. The coding region runs from base 1170 to 3770 and encodes 866 amino acids. The record is from RefSeq and is a predicted model, not a curated record. The transcript has 17 exons.
GAAGCCCGUGUCUGUCCGGGCCGUCGGAAUCCAGCCCUGUCGCAACCCUGUCCGGAGCCCGAGAAUUACCUAUCUUGCCUCACCUUUUCCACCUUUGUACACAGUGAAUUAGGAAAAGCGACCGAGUUAUCGCCAUCGCCUCCUGCGGUAAUCUUCGAACCCGUUGAGAACGGGGACCGACUGUGGUCCUCGCUCACCAGGGCGCUAGAGAACACACGCGCCCAAGAACGGUGCAAACUUGCUGGAGGCCACGCGUUACAUCAGACGUUAAGAGUUAUUUACUGAGGGCCUCUGAGCGCCAAGCACUGAGUAGCAGCCACACAUUUGUUGUUACCAAUUCCACAAGCUUUCACGGAGCGUGUGCUGUGUGCAGGUUUGGGGGCGGGGGCGGUGCCAUGGGGCAUACGCAAAAAUCUCUCUCUCUUUCUGUCUUCAAAGCGUCCCAUCUCCCAGCCCGCAUGUUUAGCCACGAUCUGCGUUCCCACUCUUCAUUUUACAGCCAAGGAGACAGACCCAGCAAAGAAACUUGUCCUAACAUGCACAGUCAGGCUGGCAACAAGACGGCCCUGGUCUCUCUGUCCAGGAAACGCACAGUGUAGACGGAGGAACAGCGUCUGUCAGCUUCCAUCCUAUAUAUUGUGGAUAUUUUCCGCAUAAAAAGUAGACGUCUACAUUAUUAUUUUUUUGAGAGAGAAAGAGAGAGAGUGCACAUGGGGGAGAGGGGCAGAGGGAAAGAGAGAGAGAGAAAAUCCCAAGCAGGCUUCGCACCGAGCAUGUCUCAAUCCCCCGACCCCGGGAUCACAACCUGACCUAAAAUCAAGACUUGGACCAACCGAACCACCCAGCCACUCUACGUUAUUUUUUUUAAUACUUGCCCAAACUGAGUUGAGCCAGGGGAAGUAGCUGCACUGGGUCCCUCUGCAUCCCAGAGUUUGCCGGGACCAAGGAUGGGCCUGCCCCCUAAGAUCCAGAUGUGAGCCAGCAUGAAGACAGCGUCAACAAGGAGUCAUCUAGAUCCCGCCUAAGAGAGCCAACUGCAUGGACUGUAUCUUCAGUUACCCAGUGAAGACUGUGCCUUCAAACGACCCUAGGACUGAAUGUCACCGAAGAGAGAGCAGAAAGUUCUGGGUCUGCUGGAUUUUUAGCCGGAGAGGGGAAUAAUUCCCACCAUGAGACCCAGGACACCCACUAGGAGGCGCGCGUGCGAGGAACUCUGUGGGUGCAGAGGCGCGAUGGACGGGGAGGCUGGGGGGGCGCCCGAGGUACACAGGUCCCCGGCUCCCGGGGACUUCCACUUCUGUCCCACGGAUCUGUAUGACUCCGAAGGCCGGCUGCGGCUCUUCCCAGAAGAACACACGCGGACGGGAAGACAAGUCCCCGCCGAAAUGACCAGCGAGCCCGGGGGGGCGGCCCCAGGUAAGGCCCAGAGCGACCUGGAGGAGGAGGUGCAGGAGCUUGUGGAUUUGUACGCGCUUGGAGGUGGUGGCGAGUGGGGCGCGGAGCUCGUGCAUGGAAGCGCGCCGCGCGUGGAGGUCUCGGAACCCCGGCUGCACCUGCCCGCGGCCGGGGCGCAGUGGGACUGGCGGCUGGGCGCCGAGGCCGAGGACCCGGGCUGCUUGGGCUGGGGCGCGGCCGGCCGGGACCUGCGGGAAGCCUACAGGUACGCGCACGGCCGGGCCAGCGAGGAGUACGAGUGCUACGUCAUCCCCGAGGAGGAGGACGAGGACGAAGCCGCCCUGGUCUUCUGUGUCACUUGCAAAGCCCCGGUAAGGGCGCGCGAGGUUUCGGAUGCGCACGGAGAGCAUGAGGUGACCCCCCUCAGCAAGGCCCUGGAAAGCGCCAAGGACGAAAUUCACAAAAACAUGUUCAAACUGGAAAAGCAGAUUAUCGAGAUGGAGAAUUUUGCAAAUCACUUGGAGGAGGUUUUCAUCACCGUGGAGGAGAACUUUGGAAGACAGGAACAAAAUUUUGAGUCACAUUUCAAUGAGAUUUUGGAAACACUUGCUCAAAAAUAUGAAGAAAAAAUACAAGCUCUCGGAGAGAAAAAGAAAGCGAAGUUGGAAGCCUUGUAUGGACAACUGGUCAGCUGUGGGGAAAACCUGGAUACCUGCAAGGAACUCAUGGAAACCAUAGAGGAGAUGUGUCACGAAGAGAAGGUCGACUUCAUAAAGGAUGCUGUGGCUAUGGCUGACAGACUGGGAAAAUUCUUGAAUACAGAAACAGACGUGGAAAUCUCUGCGCAGCCUGACUUUGAAGACCAGACCUUGGACUUCUCUGAUGUGGAGCAGCUAAUGGGCUCCAUUAACACCAUCCCAGCUCCUUCUGCUCCAGUGAUAAACCCACAGGCCCCCAACUCGGCCACGGGCUCCUCUGUCCGCGUGUGCUGGAGUUUGUACUCUGACGACACGGUGGAGAGCUAUCUGCUGUCCUACCGGCCGGUGCAUGACGGCUCGCCUGGGAAGGACCAAGCAGAGUUUACAAUGACUGUCAAAGAAACAUAUUGCUCAGUGAGAAAUCUUGUGCCAAACACCCAGUAUGAAUUUUGGGUCACAGCUCAGAACAGGGCCGGCCGCAGCCCCGCCAGUGAGCGUGCAAUGUACAUGACAGCCCCCUCCCCUCCCGUUAUAAAAAGCAAAGAGAUACGGAGCUGCGAAGAGGCUGCACUGAUUUGCUGGGAGUCUGGGAACCUGAAUCCCGUGGACUCGUACACAGUGGAGCUGACCCAGGCGGAAAGUCCUGAAGCCUCGGGAGUAACUGAGUCGGUCGUGGGCAUCCCGACCCGCGAGGCCUUGGUGCAGCUGCAGCCCAGGCAGCGCUAUACCAUCUACGUGCGAGCCCUCAGCGUGGGGGGCCCCAGUGCAAGGAGCGACCCCGUGACCGUCUACACCACAGGCCCAGUUUGGACCCGGCUGCUCAGCCUCUUCCUAGGCCCUGUCUGGCCCCGGCGGGCGCCCGCAUCCCUAGGUCCAGCGCCUUUCCCUUGUCCCUUGCCGUCAUCCGUACAACGGUCACACAUCCUGUCCAGACCCUGCAUGAGCAGAGACGUCACCGGAAGCUUUGCAUGCACCCACUUUCCUGGCACUGCUUGGCACUCCUGGCACUCCUGGCACUGUGGGUGUGUGCUUUGUCACAGCACACCGGGGGCCGGUGACCCCUCCCCCACCUCACAGCCAGUCCAGCUCAGGCCGGCUGACGGGUGGAGGGCAGGCAGCUUCUUCCACCUGAACCAGCACACCUGCCAUCCCGGGCUGACCAUUUCUGAAGAUGGGUUUACGGUCGUGCGGAGCGAAAGGAAAACCCCAGCAAAGGAGCCGCUCCCUGGCAACACCCGGUUUACCAGGUGUGUUGCCGUCAUGGGGAAUCUCAUUCCAAUCCGAGGGCGCCAUUACUGGGAGGUGGAGGUGGACGAGAGGUCCCACUACACGGUGGGUGUGGCCUUUGAAGAUGUCCCUAAACAAGAGGACCUGGGAGCAAACUGCCUGUCUUGGUGCAUGAGGCACAGACUUGAAUCAUCACGGCAUAAGUAUGAGUUCCUGCACAACGGGAUGACUCCAGAUAUAAGAAUAACUGUCUCCCCGAGGAAGAUCGGCAUCCUGCUAGAUUAUGAAAAUUCAAAAUUGUCAUUUUUCAAUGCGGACAUUUCUCAGCAUCUGUACACGUUUAGUUGUCAGCUUCACCAAUUUGUGCAUCCCUGUUUUUCUUUGGAAAAGCCUGGGUGUCUAAAGAUACAUAAUGGCAUUUCAAUGCCAAAGCACGUCACUUUCUACUAGACCAUUCUGAUGCCAGCUCCCUCUCUUCUGUACCCACCCCUCUCCGCCGGCCACCCCUCAGCUGGUUGAACUUGACGUUCAAGCACUGGUUUCUAGCCCUGCGCACUGCCGCCUGUAUGACGUUAGGUCAGUCAUGACCAGGCGCGGCUGCAAAAUGAGGGCUCAGCCAAAAUGAACUCCAGGCCUUUCAGGUGGUCAAACUGUAUCGGUCUGUUUGUUUAUAUGCAAAGUAUCUGAAAGUCCAAGGCCUACAGAGCGUGGGGGCAGGGGCAAGGGAGGGAAGAGAUACAUAUAUUACUAGUGGCCGCGGCACACCCGGGACAUCUAGAGAGUCAGCCGGGAACAGACUCCAGAAGGCAAGAGGCUGUCCACAGAGAACCAGGGAAGCCACGUGCCUUCUGUUUUCCCGGGAGUGAAUGGCACUGUGAUGCAGUUUCUGGCACUGAGCACGCUGUCACACCUGUUCCCCUCGUUCACAGAACUUAGCCCACUCAAACUUUGAAAUGACCUCUACCGUGCGCCCUUCCAUGAAGGCAGGGACAGUGUCUGUCUUGUUCAUCAUUCGGUCCCUAAGGACUAACGUGUAACAAACGGUACACACCAAAUACUGAAUAAAUUAGUAUCUUCCUCAUCCAA